AUGGAUGAAAGCAAGCAUAGCCCCAACACUAAGGUUCUACCUUUGAGGCAAGGGAAUCAAUCGUAUCAGGUGGUCCCCACGCGGGGAGCUCUUGGGCUUUUUCCGCUCGACCGCACAAAUAGCCUUCAGAUUGUGGGAAUUGACUUGCUCGCGGAGUGGGAGGCUCCAACCAAGGUGACAGAGUUGAGAUUUUUCCUUGGGUUGGCAAACUACUGUAGACGCUUUAUCGAAGGUUACUCUAGAAUUACCGCACUCUUGACGGACAUGUUGAAAAAGGGUAAGGUAUGGGAUUGGAACCCACAGUGUGAGAGGGCCUUCAAUCAAUUGAAGUAA
Gossypium arboreum is the source of this 333-nucleotide messenger RNA. RefSeq lists its product as uncharacterized. The transcript has 3 exons. The record is from RefSeq and is a predicted model, not a curated record. Bases 1 to 333 code for a protein of 110 amino acids. Lineage: Eukaryota; Viridiplantae; Streptophyta; Magnoliopsida; Malvales; Malvaceae.